AGUUUAUGGUGCUGAGAAUUUGUUUAUUAUAAUUUGGUCUUGUCCACAGAACAGAGAUCAGUGUGAUGGAGAUACCUAAAAGAAUCCGUAACCCAAUCAAAAAAAACAAAGGUCAGUGGGCCAGCCACUGCCCUACAAAAUGAAGAACAAGAAGGACUUAUGGAUAUACUGCAAGAAUUUGUAAGACCUGCGACAUACUUACAGAAAAGGAGUUGCCAAUUACUAGCUUUGAGGGACUCAUUCCAGGAACUCGAGUUCUCGCAAGAUGGUCAGACAACAAAUUUUAUAAUGCCACUGUAGAUCACAUUGGGUUCUGUGACCAAAAGCAGGACCCGAGAAAGGGUGCAAAGAAGGACAUAAAAAGAAAUUAUGCAUCUGCUGAAUCAUUUUAUAAUCAGAAUCGGGUCGCUUCUGCACCAGCUGAACAUGGUCCUUUCUCUGCACUAACCCAGCCUCUGUCUCCAGGAUUGCCACCAACCCAACAUCAAUCUGUGCAAUUACCAUGCCCUGUUAAGCCUUUUAAUCCACAGACUAUGACACCAUCUGAGUAUUGUAAUCAAGACCAGCCAGGUUUAUUAGAUUUAGAUGAACAUCAAAGACAAACCAUUACACAUAAUUCAACCCCAAAAGAAACAUUUUUGGGGCUUCUGUAUAACCCGUCUAUACCUCACCCUUCAGCUGAAGUUACAAUUCAGGAUGACCAGCUUGGAUUAGAGCCUGAGGAGAAGUAUGAAAAACCCACAGUCAGAUCACAGAACGCAUCCUAUGAAAAUGAACAAUGGGAGCCAUGUGAAACAUGCAAGCUGGAGGUACAGGCAUUACUUAAAGAGAAUAAGAUGAUGAAAGAUGUGCUGUCCAGCAUGAAUCUUGAACACCUACAGGCACUCAGAGACUUUAUAGAUAAGAUGGAAGACUACAAAUCACGUGAAAGUGGAGUGCUGAUGCCUCAAACCAGACCUGGCCAACAAGAACUUUACCCAGACAGUGGUCUGCUUUUGUCCUCUACCAAACUAGCAGCUAUUCACCAAGAGUCAAAGAAGGACUGUCUUCGUCUUUUCCAUCUACUCUUUGAUCAGUUCUUCACUCAUGAAGAAUGUUCAAACUCUGUAGCGUUUGGAAAGCAUGGCAAAGUCCCAGAGGGCAAGACAAUUUUGGAUAAAAGUAAAGUAAAUGGAAUACUAAGUAAGUUCCUAAAUCCCUUUUAUCAAAUUUGUCAACUUCAUGUUCCAUACAUUUAA
Molecule: messenger RNA, 1238 nt
Organism: Tachysurus vachellii
Lineage: Eukaryota; Metazoa; Chordata; Actinopteri; Siluriformes; Bagridae
Exons: 3
Coding region: 534-1238 (234 amino acids)
Molecular function (GO): DNA binding
Source: RefSeq, a predicted model, not a curated record